This is a messenger RNA of Boeremia exigua, 659 nucleotides long. RefSeq lists its product as uncharacterized. NCBI's taxonomy places the organism in Eukaryota, Fungi, Ascomycota, Dothideomycetes, Pleosporales, Didymellaceae. The record is from RefSeq and is a predicted model, not a curated record. The transcript is spliced from 2 exons. The coding region runs from base 109 to 498 and encodes 129 amino acids.
UCGAUACCUUAUAGACAUCACCCUGCAAACGACUAGCCGCCGCUCCAACCUUUUGCCUCCCUUCCAUUUGCCCCAUCACUAGCCCCGUAUUAUUGCCAAACAUUCAUCAUGUUCGACAGCUUCUCCCUCAACCACAUUCCCGGCCUCUUCGUCGCCACAGCGCUGACAUUUGGUGGCAUGUGGCCUAUCUUUAAUCCCAAGUCUGCAAUCCGCGAGAUGGGGUUUCCUCAGCGUCUAUACGAUUCCAAAGAAGCACAGUCCAUCAUGACGCUUGGCAUGGGCCGUACCACUGUUAUUGGAAUGACACUUUACACGUUUUACUUCCAGGACAAGUUCGUUGAGGUUGAUACGCUGCUCUUCAUCUUGGGUGCCUACCUUGGUGGAAUCGAUGCCUACAUGUGUCUCAAAGAGGGCGUACCAGGAAAGGCUUUGUUCCGAGGCUCGAGUGGUGUGGCUAUCUCUGCAAUCGGUUGGUUUGGACUUACCGCCUGGGCAUGAGAGUAGGUAAGGCUCGUGUGGCAAGGAAAUUGGACAAUUUUAUUCAGAGAGAGUGGUGAGGAUUCCAUCACCUAGUGAAUACAGUCUUCAUGCGAAGAAACUGUGACCUUGCGCUUUACGAAUGCGGUCCUCGAUACGUCGCUCUGUGAUAGGUAUCAGGC